Molecule: messenger RNA, 384 nt
Organism: Lactuca saligna
Lineage: Eukaryota; Viridiplantae; Streptophyta; Magnoliopsida; Asterales; Asteraceae
Source: the annotation of a GenBank genome assembly
AUGGCAACCAACUCCAUUGCUUGCAGUAUCUUCAUCUUCUUCCUCAUCUGCAACAUCACAUUCUCCAAUGCUUGUGGUUCAUGCACACCCUCGAAACCACUACCACCAAAAGGCCCCCCCGCAAACCCCUUUUGUCCUCGUGACACUCUGAAGCUUGGAGUUUGCGCCGACGUUCUUGGUCUGGUCAAUGUAGUCGUUGGAUCUCCUGCAUCUAGCAAGUGUUGUGCGUUGCUUGAGGGUUUGGUUGAUCUUGAAGUUGCAGCUUGUCUUUGCACAGCCAUUAAAGCUAAUGUGUUGGGAAUCAACCUCAAUGUCCCAAUCUCUUUAAGCUUGUUACUUAGUGCAUGUGGCAAGACCGUUCCACCAGGGUUCAAAUGCGAAUGA